UCGCUAAUUCCGGUUGCGACGCUUUAUCCGUAGAAACGCGCGUUCCGAGCACGCGACGCGUAAAAAGUUUUCGAAACUUCUUGAAAAAUGGCAGGAAAAUUCAAGCCGAAGCUCACGUUCAGGAUGAGGCUCCGCAAUAAGUUGUCCCUUCUUGGUCUGUUCUUGGUGACAGUAAAUGCAGUGUUUUCCGGUGAACCUUCAACCGCAACAAACAUACCCACUAACGGUUACGCACGUAGCUUCGAAGAUGAAGUAUUAUUGGUUAUAGAGGAGCCGGAAUUCACCGAAGUCAUCGAGAAUAUAACUGCAGCUGCGGGCCGAAACGUGAAGUUUGCUUGCUCGGUGAAGAACCUGGGGUCGUACAAGGUCGCUUGGAUGCAUUUCGAGCAAUCAGCAAUAUUGACAGUGCACAAUCAUGUUAUAACAAGGAAUCCCAGAAUAAGUGUGACUCACGACAAGCAUAGGACCUGGUUCCUGCAUAUUAGCAACGUACAGGACGAAGAUAAAGGGAGAUACAUGUGCCAAAUAAAUACUGUCACGGCUAAAACACAGUUCGGAUUCCUGCAUGUUGUCGUACCUCCGAACAUCGAUGACUCCUUGAGCAGCAGCGACGUCAUUAUCAGAGAAGGCUCGAACGAAACAUUGAACUGCAGGGCCACGGGAUCCCCGCAUCCCAGCGUCAAGUGGCGCAGGGACGAUAACUCUAAGAUCACCAUAAACAAGACACUUACCGUUACCGAGUGGGAGGGUGAGAACCUAGAGCUAACGAAGAUAUCCCGUCUGGAUAUGGGAGCUUACCUCUGCAUUGCCAGCAAUGGAGUCCCUCCGGCUGUAAGCAAGCGUAUAAAAGUCAGCGUUGACUUCCCACCGAUGCUGUUGAUCCCGCACCAGCUGGUCGGAGCACCUCUGGCCUACUCCGUGACCUUGGAGUGCUUCACCGAAGCUCAUCCCAGCUCCCUGAACUACUGGACCCGCGAAGAUGGUCAAAUGAUCCACGAGUCCCGCAAGUAUCAUACCGAGAACAUCAUCGGCUCCCCCGCCUACAAGACUCACAUGAGGCUGGUCAUCUCCAACAUCCAGCAGAACGAUUACGGCACCUACAAGUGUGUAGCCAAGAAUCCGAGGGGCGAAACGGACGGCACCAUCCGGCUGUACACUACAGCGCCGCCAACGACCUCUCCAAAGCCGACCACCACGGACCCACCUAGCCGGAACAAGGAUGGCUGGGCCAACGGCGACCUCAACAACUCGGUCUACGGAAAUCAGACUUCCCUCAAUAUGCACCUUGCAGAUAAAGGUUCCAAAUAUCAAUCGAACCUGAAUGAGAUCGACAAAUCCGAACAGAAGUCCAGCUCCGAGAACGACAGCAAAGGAGUCAUCUACGAUUGGCCAGCUUCCGAUGACAGCUCAGCUCAAACCAUCAAGAUCUCAACUCUUUGGGUGCCAAUACUCAUCAUCUUCUUAUACCAACGAUGAAUGACUCGCCAUCAGUAUAAACUUCCUCUCACCUCCUGGUCCAGCAAGGAAGUCUAAGUCAUUCUUUCUUUUUGUAACUUUUCAUUUUCAAAAUUUCGUUCGGAACGAUGCGAGCGCACCCAGUACCCUGUCAGUCAUCCACCACUAGAUCCCAAUGAAUAAUAAAAAAAAGUAACAAAAAAUGCGCUUCAGGAAUACUGACCGGGUACUUGAUCCUCGCGGCGUUCGUCCUUUAAUCAGGACGCUAACAAAGGCAUCAUUGUCUAAGAUAUUUAUAAUAUGUUAUAUUUUCAAUCAAGACUGACUCGGUUUAGCAUAGACCAGUAGGUCCGAACCUCAAGUUCGUGACAGACUGCUGUAGAUCCUUUCGUUUGCAAUAGACCCCCCGCUUCGUGUUAUUAAAAAAAAAGAAGAAGAGAAAAAAAAUGCAAAGAAAAAUCAUUUAUUGGAAAAUAUAUCAAGUGUAUGUAGCUUUAUGUAGCGUCCAAAAAAAAUGUAUAUACAUAUAUAUUGCAUAUGUAUAUAUCUAUAUACAAGUAUGGAGAUUAUAAAAGUGAAACAUAUAUUAAAUAUAACGUUGAUGUACAAUUAAAACCAAAAAAAAACGAC
Nicrophorus vespilloides is the source of this 2085-nucleotide messenger RNA. Its product is annotated as lachesin-like. Lineage: Eukaryota; Metazoa; Arthropoda; Insecta; Coleoptera; Silphidae. The transcript is spliced from 10 exons. The record is from RefSeq and is a predicted model, not a curated record. Gene Ontology annotation, cellular component: neuron projection. The coding region runs from base 88 to 1476 and encodes 462 amino acids.